Messenger RNA from Dreissena polymorpha, 8286 nucleotides. Its product is annotated as ubiquitin-protein ligase E3A-like. The transcript is spliced from 11 exons. The coding region runs from base 113 to 2821 and encodes 902 amino acids. Gene Ontology annotation, biological process: protein polyubiquitination. Gene Ontology annotation, molecular function: ubiquitin protein ligase activity. The record is from RefSeq and is a predicted model, not a curated record. Lineage: Eukaryota; Metazoa; Mollusca; Bivalvia; Myida; Dreissenidae.
CGUAACCAUUCGUCUACUUCCUUAAAAUGUUUCCAAUAUAAUUUUCUGGAUUUUCAUUCUUUCGCUUUUGUUGAAUUGUCACAUAGAACUAAAGUGUUUAUAAAACUUUCUUAUGAAUAACACAGAUAAAACAUUCAGUGAGAGCGGAAAAGAAGCCGCUAGUGCCAACUAUUCUGUUCAAGCUGAAGCACCACCUGCACCAGACAUGAAACGUUCAGCAGCAAAGCAGUUGAUAGAGGUGUAUUAUUCCCAGCUUACAGACGGUUGUGGAAAUGAUCACUGUAGCAACGUUCAUUGUGCCUCCUCACCUUACUUUGAACUCAGGGGGAAAGAUUGUAAUGCUCUUGCCGUGAAAUCAAUUGAUCUCUACAAAGACAAGGCACAGCUUUGUGAACAAAACAAGAACAAGAUUCCACGUAAUGACGAACUUGUGGUUCCCGGUCCUUCUUCCCAGAAGAAGCCAGAGACUAGUGUGGUUCCAAAGACGUUAUCGCUGACAGAUGGUGUUGUACAAGAACAUGCUACUGCUUCCACUUCAAAUUCACCCCUUGGCGCAUUUCCAAAAUCAAAAACAGCAAUAGCGACAGUGACAAAAGAAACAGUAUUUUUGAACAAGGAAAAAUUAGACUCUAUUCUGGAUGAAUGUAAGGAGAUGCAUUCUUGGUCAUCACUGGUCAAAACGAUUGGUCUUGUGUUUUCCAACCCAGAUACUCUGCUCCAAAGUUUUCAGUGCAAAGAGCGGGAUGAUCAAAUGGAAGUAGAACACGAUAAGUUUAUUGAUAUACAAAAAACAAAAGCGCAGACUUCGACUCUAGGAACUAAGAUAAAUGUUGAUUUAGAUUCCCUAAGAGAGGCAUAUAGCUCACUGGUUGGCAUUCCAGAUCUGCCAUUCCAGAAUGCACUCAUUAACGCCAUAGUGUCUUUGUCAAAAGCCAUUGUGUUAGAUUUAAGGUAUAACAAACCAAUAGAGAAGUGUCAGAAUUACCUGAACAUCUUUGUGAUCAUUAUGGAGAUCCCACUUCUACAUAGCCCCGAGUUUAUUGACUCCGCCUACCCUGAGUUCUGUAAAGCCCUCGGUCGAGUACCGCUUGCAGGGCAAAGUGAACUAGCUAAGUACUGGUCAAAGUUUAGUGCAGAAAGACUUCAGGAAAUGGUGCAGUCAUUACAACAAUUGAUCACUGUGAAGUUGUGUGACGCGGAUGAAUCCCGAUGGUCAAACGGAGCUCAUUUGAAUGAUGAUGAAAUCAUCACUGGCCCAGUGCGUGUCAUGAAAAUUCUUUAUUAUGCAAGUUUAUAUGGUGGCGUCAGAGAUUCAAUUGAAAUGCUAAAAACAGAGCAAAAGAUAGUUGAAUCUGAAAAUGAACUUCAAUCAGAAUUGUUUGCUGGUGCUGGUGCUGUUGGCAUGGACAGAGAAAUCAAAGAGAUCAGGCAAGCCAAUGAAGACCCUCUAGGAAAAGAAUUGGGAGUGCGGGCUGCAGACUGCAGAAAACCUCUUGUGCCCUUUGAAGAUUUUGUAAAUGAACUACUGAAUGAGAAAAUCAGUGUAGAGACAGACUAUAAGUAUAAGCUUGAGAGUGAAGGCGAAGACAUAGCGCAUAUGGCGCAAGUAAAGUUCUCCUUUGCUAACCAUAGUUUCAUACUGAACAUGCCCUCCAAACAGAUGAGCCUGUACCUUGACAGUCGUGUCCAGAUGUACAAGGAAAGGCGGUCAUCGGUCAUUCAGACGCUCAUUCACGGAUGGGCCAUGAUGCCGUUUCUACGGUUACGAGUGUCCAGGAACUCCUUAAUCAAUGAUGCACUGGUUGCUUUGGAGAUGAUAGCCAUGGAGAACCCGGCUGACCUCCGCAAGCAGCUGUAUGUGGAGUUUGAGGGGGAGCAGGGGGUGGAUGAGGGAGGGGUGUCAAAGGAGUUCUUCCAGCUCAUUGUUGACGAAAUCUUCAAUGUGGACUUUGGGAUGUUCACCUACAACACUGACACACACACAUUCUGGUUCAACUCGAUGUCCUUCGAAAAUGACGGCCAGUUCACUCUGAUUGGCAUCGUGUUGGGUUUGGCUAUUUACAACAGCACCAUUGUGGACGUACACUUCCCGCCAGUCGUUUACCGCAAACUGGCUGGAAAACUGGGAACCUUCGCUGAUAUGAAGGAUGUUGAUCCGACGCUUGCCCAGAGCCUGCAUGAGAUGCUGGACUAUGGUGGGGAGGAUUUUGAGGACGUGUUUAUGCAAACAUUCCUCAUCAGCUACAAGGACGUUUUUGGCUCAACAAUCACUCAUGAGCUUAGAGAGAAUGGCGACUCUAUACCAGUCACGCAGGAAAACAAGAGGGUGUUUGUGGACAUGUAUGCAGACUUCAUCUUAAAUAAGUCCAUAGAGCGUCAGUUCAGGGCAUUUAGAAGGGGCUUUGCCAUGGUGACCAAUGAGAGCCCUCUAAGGACAUUGUUCAGACCAGACGAAGUGGAGCUGCUCAUUUGUGGUAGUGAGGACUAUGACUUUGUAGCCCUUGAAAAUGCCUGUGAUUAUGAUGGUGGAUUUGACAAGAACUCACAAACUAUACGAGACUUUUGGGAGGCAGUUCACAGUUUUACAGACGCUCAGAAGCGUCAGCUGGUUCAGUUUACGACGGGCACGGACCGGGUACCAGUUGGUGGGCUCUCCAAACUCAAACUGAUCAUCGCACGCAAUGGACCCGACUCCGACAGGUUACCGACAGCACACACGUGCUUCAAUGUUCUCCUGCUGCCAGACUACCAGAACAAAGACAAGCUGAAAGAGCGACUCCUCAAGGCCAUCACAUACUCGAAAGGCUUCGGGCUUCUCUGAACACACUGCGUCUGUGAUAUAUUUAACAAUUAACAUCAUGUUUCAACAGGACAAGGCUGGAAAAAACAUAUAUAGCUUUGCUUGUCCAUUGUGCAAAAUAUCUGAUUGCUUUCUUUGUCCUUUAAUGUCAAAUGUUUUAUGAUAUCAAUUAUUGAUAAGGGCUGAAUUCACAAAGCACCUAUGGGAUAUCUUAAGGGCAAAUUUCAGAUCAAAUGUGUCUUGUUCUGUGAUAUUGGGCAAAAUGCAUGUGCGUAAAGUGUUGUCCCAGAUUAGCCUGUGCAGUCUGCACAGGCUAAUCAGGGACGACACUUUCCGCUUUAAUGGUACAUGUAUUUUUCGUUUAAAUGAAGUCCUUUUUUUUACCCCAAAUCUAGUUUAAGUGAAAAGUGUCGUCCCUGAUUAGCCUGUGCGGACUGCACAGGCUUAUCUGGGACGACACUUUACGCUCAUGCAUUAUGCCCAGUUUUCUCAGAAUAUGACACAAAUUUUCUGUAAGAUAUGUGAUGAUUUUUGCUUACAAAUGGUUAAAAUAUUACUCACCAAAGUAAUAUUAACUCUUUGCUACAUAAAUAUUAUAAUAACUUAAAAAAAGCAAAUGAAGAAACUUACAGAACUUUAUGAAUUUAAGGAAUGUCCUUUAAUAUUCUGUAAGAAGCUUUGUGAUUAUGGGCCCAGAAGCUAAAUAAUGAGGGCUGCCUCUCUCUGUUUGUCUACCAUUACGUGUCCAUGGAUUUGAUAUAAAUUGAUUGAAUAAUACAACCAUGUGCUUUUAUUUUCCACUGAAGGACAGUCCUUGGUUGACAUAUUGCAACUUGACAAUUUAUAUACUGAUUCCUUUAACCAGUUCAAUUCCUUUGUCCUUGCAUAUGGCAAACUGGGCAAUAUAUGAGUUUAAUUUUGCCACCCUUGCUUUUAAGAAAUUUACAGAUAGAGUCACAAAACUUGUGCAUUGAUUUGAUGGUUUUUUGUUGUUGUUUUUGUUGACGAAAGCUAUUAAGUGUCUAUCAAAUUGUACACUAUUAUUUACACUAUUAUUUAGACGUUGUUCAUGUGCUAUUUUCUUUAUCUUUUUAUUUUAUUGAAAUGGAAAUUUUGGUUUGUGCAAAAGAGUGAUUACUUUUGCUUGAUUACAGUGCAAAUAAUUCCAAAUAUGUUAAUAAUUUAAAUGUGUACGCAUUAUUUGCAUUCAUCAUAAAUAAUAAUACAUUUUUAAGGAAAAAUUCUGUGUAAGAAACACUCUGGCCACAUAUAGCAGAACAUUCAUAUUUGCAUGAUGUGGGUCAAGCGAUUAUUCAUCUUUUCAAAAAAUGUGUUUGUCUAGUUUUGCUAACUGUAGGUUUUGCUAACUGAAGUUAAAACAUUGGUCUUGAUUUGAUUUGUGGAAAAAUAUGCCUUUUAUUAUGUUUAUUUCACUGAGAAGACUAGUUGGUUACGGUUUACUUCAAUCAUGCCAGUACAAUAAACAAACUUGCUAGAGAAAUAGUGCACUAGUAUUAAAAGCCGAGUUUGGUCAUUUAUCCAUUUCUCAUCUGUAAGUUCAGUUCACAAGGGCAACAUUUAAAAUGUUUGCCAAGUUGAAAAUGUGCGUUUUUUCCAUUAAAUGUAUGACAUGUAUUUCCAUUAAAUGUAUAAAUGCUCACUUAUCUUGCUUCUCAUAACGUACUUUGUAAAUGUUUAAUUUAGUGAUUUCUUAUAUGAUGUAUGUGUAUUAUUAAUGAGGAUUUAGGAAGGCAUGUCAGGAGCUACCCUCUCCCCUAUAGUCAUGUGAGGUUUGGUGGUCUCGGUAGCCCACAAGGUAGUUCCUUACUGUGCGAAUGCAUGGCACCGUUAAUGUACCGUUACUUGUUGAAAUAUCAAAUAUCCACUUAUUGUGUGUUUGGUUUAAUUCCAACUUAAGAUGUAUUUAUUAAUAACAUGUUACAUGCCAUGUUUAUGUUUUCAUACAGUAAAAGUAAGCUGAAGAUUUGGCUGUGCAGAAUAUCUAUGUAUUGGUUGGACUAACAUGUCACAUAUCUGAGAAUUCUUGCUAAAUGAGUUUAUUGGUAUAUAUGUUUUAAAGUAUUUUGUAUAUUUCAUUUAUAUUAUUACUCCAGAUGUAUAAGCACGUAUAGCUUUUGUACAGCCAUGCUCAAACAUUGAAUGAAGUUUAAAUUCUAACUGCAACUUUCUACCAAUUUUAAGAAUGCUAGUUUUGCUGUGUGUCUCCUCUUAAUAGCAGUUUCCUUAUUUGUCCACUCUUGAUAACAUUAACACUCUUUGUCCACUCUUGAUAACAUUUACUAGUAAACUUAUUUGUCCACUCUUGAUAACAUUUACUGUAUUUGUCCACUCUUGAUUACAGUAACCUUAUUUGUCCACUCUUGAUAAUAUUUACUGUAUUUGUCCACUCUUGAUUACAGUAACCUUAUUUGUCCACUCUUGAUAACAUUUACUGUAUUUGUCCACUCCUGAUAACAGUAACUGUAUUUUUCCACUCUUGAUAACAGUUACUGUAUUGUUCUGCUCUUGCAAACACCACUCUUAAAAUAAUUGCUUUAACCAGUUGUGAAAUAAAAUCUGAUCAUACACUCAAAAUAAACAAGUGCAAUUUUGACUGUAACUUGUUAUCACAUUGUAUAUUGGAUAUUUUGAUAAAUCUUGAUGGUUAAAUAUAUAUUUGUUCUGAUUUAAUGAUUUAUAUGAUUUAAUAGUAUUUCAAAUACUAUUAUUGUUAUAAAAUAUGUUUGUUGUGCAUUAAUAGUUUUAAUGUGAAAGAUGUAAGUGUUUUAAGAUAAAAAAGGGUGAAUAUUGUGUACAUUUUGAUAGUUUUGAUUGAAUGGUCAAUUAUGGACAUUUUCUUGUAUGAACUUUUGUACUUUUGUGUGGACUGUUAUUCUUCUGUACAGUAUAGCUAAGACGAAACAUUUUGGAACUUGCAGGUUUUUAUAAUUAUUUUAAGUAGAAUAGACCAGUGUUCCGUAUGAACCAAUUACCACUUAAAUACUUAUUUUCAGCCAUUUGUAGUCCCGUAGAAAUAUAAAUUUAAUUUAAGACUUUUCUUACUAAAUUCAAGUUUUUAAGGCUAAAUAUCCAAACCUUAGAUACUGAGGAGCAGCAAACAGCAUAAAACCUGAACAGACUGCAAGUUACUCGUAGGCUGUUCUGGUUUUAUGCUGUUUGCACAUAGCCAUUUUCACUGUGCUUCUAAGUGGGAAAGUGUUAUAUACAUGUUCCCGAUUAUUCACUAGACAUCAUUUCUAAAUUUUUCACUGGCUCAAGGUGAUUCCAGUUUCUUUAUUGGCAUCCACUAUCAUUCAAUAUACAUACCCAGAAUUAUAAAUAAUUAAGUUAAUGCCAUAUUCUUACCAUUUGUUUCACUUAAGCUAUACUGACCUGCUAUGGUUCAUGAUGAUGUACAGAUUUCCGCUUGAAAUAUUGUUAACUGCAGCCUCUAUAUGUGUAAAUGUUUAUUGUAAAAGCAUUGUCUUAACUUGUGAAAAAAAUGCCAUGUUCUAUGCAUAACUGAAAAGGAACAAUCAUUGUAAUAAGGCAUUGUUUAGUUGUGGUUUAGGACAUGUUAUUUUUUGUUUAGAUGUAUUCAUGCUUGGUGUAGUGUUCUUUGAUACUGACUGGUAACCAUUCAAAGUUGGACAUAACAGCUUCAAUUAUUCUUGCAUAAAUUCUUAAAAGAAUAUACAUAAGAACAAAUAGCAGCUUAGUACCUAUAAAAUGAAACAUGAAAAUGUAUACACAUGUAUUCACUUGUUGAUACCAAUUUUCAAGAGACCCGUAAUUGAUAAGCACGUAUAUCUACAAUUUUUUGGUUUCAUUAAUUUAGAGGUGAUCUUGACAAACUUUGCUUUAAUUCAGGUGCAUGAACGAAGCAUUGCACAGAAGCAAAAAGUGUCGUGCCUGAUUAGCCAGUGCUAAGCCAGUUUGGACUGUGGAUGCCAGAGCUCCAGAUAAGGAUUUAGUGUAAAGGGUAUUUCACCCACUGAUAUUAUUGUUAAAGCGUAUUUUACUCCUUUGUUUCAGCCAUAAAGGGUAUUUAGAGGAAUAUUUAGGGGUAUUUUCCAUUUCCAUAGAAAACUGUCAAAGUAAAUGGCAUGUUUAAUCUAGAAAUAUUAUUAUUUGUUAUUUAUAUUAUUAAAUGCAAACAGAAUGAAUUUAAAAUGAUUAUAUGAACAGACUUUGUCUAAAAAUAUUUCCGCAGGAGCCGCUGGUCGCUUAAAACGUCCCUUUUUUGAUCCACAAACAUUUUUAUUACAAGCUUAUUUUGUUUGACUUACUUUUGAUUCAAAGAUUAACACUAAAAACUCAACUGGAUGAUUGGUUAAACCGGUUAUGCACUUAAUAAAUUUAAAAUACGUACCAAGAUUGAAUUGCGUUUUGUUACAUACUGGGCGGAUUUUUAUUGCGUUGUUUUAUUUUUUCAAUGCGUAAAUAUGCAGAUACGCCUCUUAUCUGGAGCUCUGGUGCAGGCUAGACUGAGACAUCACUUCAACAUAUGCAUUAACCCAGUUUUUCCAGAGCACAACUCAAUUUUACUAUAUUACUCGCUUCCUUCUCUUAGCAUGUGUAUAUUUAAAUGUCCUUAAAAAAAACAAUAAACUAACAACAAUAUUCUGAUACAAAAUCUAUUUAAACUUAAGAUAUUAGCCAUAACUCAAAAUUACAGACACAAUUGUAAUAUUGCCAUUCUAAGCUUUAUGUGAACUUUUCAUCUUUACACCAUACCUUAGGUUAAUGUCUCAAAAUCAGUCAUUGUCAUUUCUUUUGUAUUUUUCAAGAAGGCUGCUGUGUUUAUUUUUUUGUUCCUAUGUUAUUUGCAGCUAUCACUUACUUUAAAUCCUGGCUGUUUACGUGCCAAGUGGCUUAAGUGUUCUUCACACAAUUUGCAUAAUGAAUAAUGCUGACAUAAGAAAGUUUACUACACAAUGAACAUAAUGCUUGCAUAGGAAAGUUUAAUAGUUGUUGCUCUUCUUUGAUGCAGUUUGCAAAAAUUGUUCUCAAACAUAUUGUCGAGUUCUUUUAGUUCCAUAAUUCCAUGUGUGCUGAAUUUUUUGUUUGUUCGUUGGAUACGUUUUUUUCAUAUCAACAUAAAUAUAUAUUUUUUUUAAACAAAACCUUUUUUUUUUUAAUCUGUAGAAUACUAUUAUUAUUUUAGCUUCCACUAUUUACCCAUGAAGAACUACUAUUUAUAAUGAAAUUAUUCUUAGAGGAAAAUACUGCGAUCAGAUAAUCUUAUUUUUCUACAGAAAUACAAUGUCACCAAGCCUUUAAAUACAAUGGUAAGAUACAUUUCCUCAGUUUUUGUUGAUGCUAGCCCUAUUUUAUGCUAGUGUUCAGUAUAUUGUCAUCAUCUCCAUAUCCCAUGUACACUCUAUGUUGCUGUUGCUUUUUGUGCUUUUAUUUUUGGAAACUAUGUCUUUGUUAUGUUCUUGAGUGGAAGAAAUACAUACUGUUAGUAUUAAAACAAUGAUUUA